This is a messenger RNA of Clunio marinus, 2124 nucleotides long. The record is from the annotation of a GenBank genome assembly. Lineage: Eukaryota; Metazoa; Arthropoda; Insecta; Diptera; Chironomidae.
AAGUUUUCGCAACUUAUUCAAAACUUGUUUGACAAAUUUCGAAAAUCAUAUUAGAAUCUAGAUUAAUUUACCUUUUCAAUCGUCUUUUUAAUGUACAUCAAUUGUGUUCUAGAGACCAAAUGAAAGCGUUCAUAUAUCGUUUCUACUGAAUUAAUGGAAAACUUUUGAUAUAAUAUUAAAUCGAUUUAUUUUCUCAAAAUCUACUAUAAAAGAAGAAAAAAUAAGUCAUUAAUUUUAUAAUGGAUAAAAACAGCAAUAACCAACCAGAGCAGCAAGCACAUCAUUCAGUUUAUCAAAAGCUAGAUCAAGUAGAAACAAGGCGUCAACAAUUAAAAUUAAGCUUUCCUACGCAAGCUACAGAGAAGAAAAUUAUUCCUCCAAAACCUCAGCAACAGCAACUUCCAAUAUUAAAUUCAAGUCGCGAACGAUUCCGAGCUCAUGAAUCGGGAAAGCUGCAAUUUAGUUGUUCGGAAAUUUACGAUUUCACAUCUGACGAUCUUGUUGACUUAGGUGAAAUUGGACGAGGUGCAUUUGGGAGUGUUAACAAAAUGAUUUUUAAGAAAACUGACAAAGUGAUGGCUGUUAAGAGAAUCAGAUGUUCAAGUGUUGUUGAUGAAAAAGAGCAGAAAAGAAUAAUGGAUCUUGAUGUUGUCAUGAAAUCAAAUGAUUGUAGCUACAUUGUGCAGUUCUACGGUGCCAUUUUUAAAGAAGGCGAUUGUUGGAUUGCAAUGGAAAUUAUGUCAACGUCACUAGAUAAGUUUUACAAAUAUGUUUGUGAACGUCAGCAGGAACGUAUUCCAGAAAAUAUUUUGGGGCAAAUAACAGUUGCUACUGUACACGCCUUAAAUUAUCUUAAAGAAAAACUGAAAAUUAUUCAUAGAGAUGUGAAGCCGUCGAACAUUCUUCUUCAUGAGCGGGGAGAUAUAAAAUUAUGUGAUUUUGGUAUCAGCGGCCAAUUGAUUGAUUCAAUUGCAAAAACUAAAGACGCUGGAUGUAGGCCUUACAUGGCACCAGAACGAAUAGAUCCAGAAUUUUCUCAUAAAGGUUACGAUGUUCGAAGUGAUGUAUGGUCACUGGGGAUAACUUUAAUGGAAGUAGCAACAGGGAAGUUUCCUUAUCAAAGCAAAUGGGCUUCUGUGUUUGAGCAAUUAUAUCAGGUUGUUCAAGGUGAGGCGCCUCGAUUAACGCGUCAUUACAACGGAAUGGAUUUCUCUGAGGAUUUUUGUAAUUUUGUGAAUACUUGUUUAAUCAAAGAAGAAACAAAUCGUCCAAAAUACAAAACUCUGUUACAACAUCCGUUUAUAUUAUUGCAUGAGCAACUUCAACCAUAUGUCCAUCCAGAAGUCGCAUCUUAUGUUGUAAAUACAUUGGAAUCGAUGGCAAACUGUGGUAUUACACAAUUUACAACAGAUCAACCAGCAAUUUGGUAGAAAUUAAAAAUGUUCGUUUUCGUAUUUGAUCUAUAGGAUUUAGUUAAUUAAAUAUUAUGUUUCUUCAGCUUUCAAAUUUUAUUUUAGGAAAAUAGUUGUACUAAAUAUUACAACAAUGUGAAAUACUUAGGGGACUGGUUUUAUGCUUCAGAAACUCGUCUUGUUUUAACUUUGCUUAUAAUAUUUUAACUCUUUACUAAAACUUUUCGAUGUCUUUUUUUCAGUUUUAUCGUUAAUCAUCUUGCAUUUAGCUUACAUAAUAUUAUAAGUUUGAUCCGCAAGAAGAAACUUUCGUAAGAAAAGAUUAUUAAGUGAUCAAUAAACAGUGUUUUUCUCCCUACACAAACUAAAAUUUCUUAUUAAAUACAUGAUACCUAAUGCCAGUCUUCUCAAGUAGAUAUGAAAGCAAAAUACUUGAUACAAAACUUGUUUAAGAAAAUUAAAUGAUGGAAAUAAAAUACAUAAAUUUGGAAGAGAAUAACUAUGUAUUUAUGUACAUUACUUAGACAAUAACCAUACAAAACAUAAGAAGGAUGAGAUAAAAGCUCUAAAACAGUUUUCAAAUUUAUGUUCAUCGUCAUAAAUGAGCUUGACAACAAUUUUUAAAAUACAGAUAAUAUUAAUGUAUGUAAAAACGAUUCAAUUAAAUUAAGGGCAGUGAAAAUCAAUAAAUUUAAGUUUAAACAAAUGAAAA